AUGGAAGGGAACUUGACCGCCAUGCUCAGGCCACAGUACUCGACCCCGGCGACUGUUGUUUCGCAGCCCAUCACUGGUCAAACCGAGAUCAACUUCACUCUCGCCACCACGUCCCAAUCCACCCUCCUGCCAAUGAUCAACGCCCUCGAGAUUUUCAACACUAAUGAUCUACCGAUCUCUCAGACGGCACUCAAUGAUGGACAAAUAGCAGUCAACGUGACUGUCGACAUAAAGAAAACAUUUGCAAUUGUACGAGAUAGCUGGCAAGGCGAUCCAUGCGCUCGUCAAGAUUAUUUGUGGAAAGGAUUGAGUUGCAAUUAUGGUAGUCCUCUGAGGAUCACCUCAUUGAAUUUGAGCUCCAGCUUGUUGAAAGGGGGUGUAUCCGAUUCCUUUUCCAAUCUCACGGCUUUGGCCAUCUUAAACUUAAGCGAAAACAGUGUAAGCGGUGCAAUUCCUCAAGCCCUUAUGAAGGAGGUGGCUGAUGGAACGUUGAAGUUGAGAGAACUUGUUCAAUAUUACAAUGUAGAAGGAAAUCCAUAUAUAUCUCAAGUAUAUGUGUCCGAGCGAGAUCCCAGUCCUGGCGCAAAGGGCCAAACAGAGAACAAGAAAAAAUGGAUUGUGCCGGUUAUUGUAUCUGUUAACGCAAGCGAGCCAAAUGAGGGUGCAUUCAAAAUGAUAAAGAAACGACUAUUUCGAUACGACGAAGUCCUGCGCCUCACUGAGAACUUUAAGGUAGUGAUCGGAGGAGGAGGAUUUGGGAAAUUCUAUCUUGGAACUCUUGAUGAUGGCUCCAAAGUUGAGGUUAAAAUGCUCUGCCAGUCUUCACGGCAAGAAGAUAUUGUGAAUCUCUUGAGCUGGUCACAAAGAUUGAACAUUGCAAUCGAUGCUGCUCAAGGUUUAGAGUAUCUGCAUUAUGGUUGCAAACCGCCUAUUAUCCAUAGAGAUCUUAAAACAUCAAAUAUCUUAUUGAACGAGCACAUGCAAGCGAAGAUAGCAGAUUUCGGGCUACCAAAGCUUUCGCAACCGAUCAGGACUGUUACGUUUCAACUAGCCCAGCUGGCAAGCCAGCUUGGGCUAAAUUUGUGCCUAUUAGGCUCCACAAGGCACUACCCUAAGAAUAAGUUGGAAGAGCGAGGUGUACAACUUUGGGAUCAUACUGCUCUAGCUCAUUACUGGCCGACUGGCCAUCAUAAGGAGCCUGAAGAGCAGCACCCGCAUCAUCCAAUGGAUGACUCCUCUCAUAGAACAAGGGGAUCUAUACAGCAUUGUGGACCAGAGGCUCCAAGGCCAGUUCAACACUGCAUCGGCGUGGAAAGCAGUGGAGACAGCAAUGUCCUGCAUGAGUAA
Messenger RNA from Eucalyptus grandis, 1347 nucleotides. RefSeq names its product probable LRR receptor-like serine/threonine-protein kinase At1g05700. Gene Ontology annotation, molecular function: protein tyrosine kinase activity; ATP binding. The transcript has 10 exons. Gene Ontology annotation, biological process: protein phosphorylation. The coding region runs from base 1 to 1347 and encodes 448 amino acids. Lineage: Eukaryota; Viridiplantae; Streptophyta; Magnoliopsida; Myrtales; Myrtaceae. The record is from RefSeq and is a predicted model, not a curated record.